This is a messenger RNA of Fusarium venenatum, 387 nucleotides long. The record is from RefSeq and is a predicted model, not a curated record. NCBI's taxonomy places the organism in Eukaryota, Fungi, Ascomycota, Sordariomycetes, Hypocreales, Nectriaceae.
CUGCUCCAGAAGCAGGCCUGUCAACUUUGGGCCCGACCUAGGAAGACAAGGCCAGCGGUAGAUCCGAACCGUCAUUGUUUAGAACCACAGAUAGACAUUGCCGCCAACAUUAUUAAAGUAGAAAUCCGCUUGACGUCACAUGUGCAUGAAGCGGUCAGAACGUUUCUAACGACGUUGAUCAUUGCAAGCUGGCUUAAUCUAUACAUGGGAGAUAUUCUUCGGGUCUCCAAAGAUGAACGCCUCCAAAACAAAUUCUUCAUUCAUUUCCUGCGUAUUAUCGAUAGAGCUUUCAUCUUUACUGGGCAGAACACGGUGUAUGAAGCAAUGGUAUGGUGGCGUGUCAGAACACAGGCCAGGCCUACUGUGGUGGGUUGGGCUUGUCGCUAG